AUGAGACACACGGGUAAAGACGAGUCUUUCCACACACGGGUAUGUCUGUAACGCAAUGGCAAACUGGUCCAUAUGGUGAUUCAACUCCUCAGAACGUGUGUCAUAAACCGGUCCAUGUGGGUUAACACCUGCAGGGUCAAUGGCCCUAUUGUAAUGUCACGACAAGUGACCCAAACACGCAAAGUAUAACCCAAAUAGAAAAGGUAUUACCGGACCUUAGAUUGGCCGGGUUUAACGUAGAUAGAAUAGUUGAGGUUAGCCAAGGAUAAUGAUAAGGAAUAGCCGAGUCAAGGAACCAGAAAACAGGAUGAACGAGAAAACAAGCCGAGUAAGGAUACCAGAAGGAAGAAUAGUCAAAAAUCACAAGCCGAGUCAAAAUAUCAAGAUACACAGACAGAAUAAAGGUAGCACUAUAGGGAACUACCAGUAAACCACAAUAGGGCACUGAACAAAAGCAAAAGGCGCGAUUUUAUAGUGGAGCGUCUAUUGCUUUAAAUCCACGCCCCCAAAACGUAAGGGAGCGUGGAAUAUUUUUAAUUUUCGUGGCACAGCCGCUAUGACUUGCAGAGAGUCCAAGUAAGUGGAUUAAUCUCUUAAGAGCAAACAUUAGGCUGCUAGUGUAAGACCUGCCAAGAAUGGGGUUCAUUGAUGUUGUGGCAGGCUUAUACAAUAUAUGAUCAUAUAAUGUAACUAAACCCCCAUUAUUUUUUGCCUAGGUGAGGUGUUUUUAUAUAAAACUAUUACAAUUGCUAAGAUUUGAAAUCAUUGUUUAGUGAAUAAGUGAGUGCGCUGGAUUUUGUAUUUUGUGUAUUUUGGCCCCAGCAGAACCCUAUAAUUUAUGUAUGUUCAGGUGAGUGCAGCCCUCUUGGUUUUAUAUAUAUAUAUAUAUAUAUAUAUAUAUAUGUAUAUAUAAAAAGUCUCAAUAGGCGUGGAUAUAACCGGUGAUGAAUGCCAAUUUCUGACCUGUAUAGUCCAGGAAGUAAAAAGCCCACACCGUGCUGCAGUUGUCAACCGGCACCCUCGGUCGCCGAGAGGUUAAAUAUCAAGGCCAGCGGGGGUCAAAAAGCAAAGCUAAUAGUGUUCACUGAUCGGUGGUUGUUUGUGUGCAAUCUCCUACGUGUUUCAUGAAUAAGUCUCCACUUCCUCAGGGAGCAUGAACAGGGGGCUUUUUGAUCCUUGCUGGCCUCAAUAUUCCACCUCUUGCCGAGCGUGUUGCUCUCCUUAGCUGAGUAGUGCGUUGAAUGAUACUGGAGGUAGACUGCCACCACUGGAAGCCGGCCCUCACUGAAUUCAAUCUUGCUGGGGCCUCCAAAAUGUGGCACCCUCACCGUGUGAUGAGGGUAUAAAAAUGUUUUUAAUAAGCACACAUUACUGCUGCUGCGGUGCCACAAGAGUAUAAUCUAUCUUCCUACAGCUCCUAACUGACAAAAACUUGCCCCCUCCCCAGGGCCUGUGCAAGGAUUUUUGCCACCCUAGGCAAACAAAUAUUUGCCGCUCCCACCCCCCCGCAUCACAAUGCCCCAUCCAUAUGAUCUGCUAUAUGAGCCAACAUCAGUGCUGCAUAUAGUGUCUUUUCUCUGAAAAGGCAGUGUGUUUAUAUUAAAAAGUCUGCAGGGACAGAUACACCAGAACCACUACAUCAAGCUGUAGAUGGUUCUGGUGACUAUAGUGGCCCUUUAAUGUGAGGUAAAUUAGGGAUUAGUGCCACCAAUAAUAUACUGGAUUGCCUACUUACCACCAGAUGAGGACAAGAUGAUGAUGAUGGGCACAGGCAGGGCCGGCCUUAGGCAAUUAGGCGCCCUGUGCAAAAAGUCUUCACGGCGCCCCCCCCACCUCCCACCAAGUUGCCUGAAUACAGUAACACACACAGGCACCGGGGACGUGUGUAUCACGAGGCAAACAAGGCAUCUGCCUUGGGCGCCACUUUGCAGGGGGCGGCAAAAAAAAGCAUCCCUCCAAACCCCCAGGCAGAUCCCUUGCUUGCCUCGCAUCCUGGGGGGCUCAAGAGCUGACCGGCUGGCCACUUUUGAGCCCCCCCAAGGCUGGCAGCGGGCAGCGAAGGAGCAUACUCACCUGAGCUCUUCCUGCUCAGCUUCCUCUGCGCCGCUUAAUGAAGCCGGGAGCCAGAAUAUGACGUCAGUCCGGCUCCCGGCAUCACUAAGCGCUGCUUACUCAGCCUGUGCGCCCCCUGCCUGCCUGCCCAGCAGCCACACUGGACUGCUGGUAAGAAAUCCACUCCAGCUUUCCCAGGAGGCUGGGUGGAUUUAAAAUAAAUGUAAAAAAUAUUAGUUUGUGAGUGUUAGUGGAAAUGUCUGUGUGUGUGUCUGUGAGUGUUUAUUUUGAAGUGAAUGUGUGUGUGUGUGUGUGUGUGUGUGUCUGUGAGUGUGUAAUUGUGUGUGUCUGUGAGUGUGUGUGUGUGUGUGUUGGUCAGUGAGUGUAUAUGUGUCAGUCAGUGAGUGUGUAUGUGUCGUCAGUGAGUGUGUAUGUGUCGGUCAGUGAGUGUGUGGGUCAGUGAGUGUGUAUGUGUCGGUCAGUGAGUGUGUGUCGGUCAGUGAGUGUGUGUCAGUCAGUGUGUAUGUGUCGGUCAGUGGAGUCGUGCAUCUUUCAGUGAGUGCUUGCGUCUGUCAGUGAGAGUGUGCAUCUGUCAGUGUGUGUCCAAGUAAUAGUGUAUGUGUGUAUGUCAUUGUUUGUCAGUGUAUAUGAGAGUGUGUGUCUGUCAGUGAGUGUGCGUCUGUCAGUGAGUGAGCGUCUGUCAGUCAAAGUGCGGCCUUGACAGGAAGGGGUGGGGGAAAUUUAAACUCGGUUACAGGCAUGUACACACACACUCAGUUAAAGGCAGUCACACAUACAGGCACAGGCACAAACAAUGGCACAGCUACAGCGACACACACAGACAGACAGUCACAUAGGCAGUCACACAGACAGACACACAGUAACACACACAUAGACAGUUAUACACACACAGGCAGGCAGUCACACAGAUAGAAAGUCACACACACAGGCAGGCAGUCACACACAGACAGAUAGUUACAGACAGACACACACAGGCAGGCAGGCAGUCACACACACAGGCAGUCACACAGACAGCACAGAGACAGUCACAGUCACAGACAGACAGUCUCACACACACAGGCAGUCACACACACAGCACAGACACACACAGACACACACACAGGGACAGACAGUCACACACACACACACACACAAGGACAGGCAGUCACACAGACAGUCACACACACACAGUCACACGCACACAGGCAGGCAGUCACACAGACAGUCACACACACACACACAGACAGUCACACAAACAGGCAAACAGUCACACACACACACUUACCUCUUUCCAGUGGAUGCAGUUGGCUGAUGGGGAAGCAUCUUUCCCUCUUCCUGUACAGCAGGGGCUAUGGGAGGUAUUAGCCCCGUCUCCACCUCUCGAUAAGCCCCGCCUCUGCCGCUCGGUAAACCCCGCCCCCUCUGCCGCGAUUUUUUUUUUUUUUUUUAAAUAGACCCGGGUGGAGAAUAAUUAAUCCUCCAGCCAGGUACCUCUUUUAGCUCCCCUGCACUCCGGCCAUGAGUGAGCUGUGUCGGCCACAGGGCGCCCCCUGUUCCAUGGCGCCCUGUGCGGUCGCACAGCUCGCACACCCCUAAGGCCGGCCCUGGGCACAGGCUGCAGUCUGGCUCCACUGGUCUGGUGUUAAAACAGGCUCUCUAAAGGCAGUACUCACAAAUACAAUGAACAGGAAGCAGCUUUAUUUUUUGGGGCCCCUUACACAGAUCACGGUCUGGGCCCCCACGGCCCAUAAGGUCUGCCCAUAAGCCUGAUGCCUACAAGGCCCACCCAUGAGUUCGCUCACAGGGAGUGGAGUGUAUGUGUGUAGGGGAUGUGUUAUAGUAGAGGAUGUAAUGUGUGUGUUCUUAUGGAAUGUAAUGUAAAGGGAUACCAGUUUGUGUAAGGGAUGUAGUGGUUGUGUAUAGGGGAUGCAGUGUGUGUUUGUGUGUAAAGAAUGCAUUAUGUGUUUCUGUGUGUGUGUGCAUGUGUUUGUAUGUGUAAGGGAUGCAAGGAGUGUUUCGUAAUGCAGUGUGUGUGCCUGUAAAGGGUACAUUGAGUGUGUGUAAGAGAUGCAUUAAGAGAAGCUGUGUGUGUGUAUGUGUGUGUGUGUAAGGGACGCAUUGUGUGCAAGGACUGCAUUGUGUGUGUGUGUAUUUGUAAAGGGUGCAUUGUGUGUUUCUGUGUGUGUAAGGGAAGAAUGGUGUGUUUCUGUGUGAGUGUAGGAUGCAUUGUAUAUUUCAGUGUGUGAAUUAUGUAUGUGUGUAGUGUGAAAGAGAGGGUUUGUGGUGUAGGAUAGGGCCUGAGAGGGGAGAAGCUCUUUAUUUUUAUUAUUAUAUUUAUUUUGUUAAUAUAAUUGUUUUUGUAUAUUUUUUAUUUAAGUUUUGUGUCUUACAGUCCUGUUUAGUGUAUCUCUUACAAAACCCUUUUGUGUCUCUUAUCCCACCUCUUUGUAUGUCUCCUACAUCCUCGCAACCCCUUUGCAUGUCUUACUUCCCAAUGCCCCUUUGUGUCUUACUCUUCCCAGCUCCUUGGUGUGUCUUUUUUCCCUCCAGGCUCUUCUGUGAGUCUCCCUCACAAGCGACUUUGUGUGUUUCUCUGUUGAGCCCCUCUGUGUGUCUCCCCUACCAGCCCUUCUGUGCUUCUCUUUUACCCCUUCCUCAGCCUCUAUGUGUGUCUUACACUCCCCCCGUCCCUUAAUCAUCUCUUCCACUUCCCCCGUCCGUUAGUGGUCUCAACUCCACCUCUCCCCCUGUCCCUUAGAGGUCUCUCAUCCUGUCCCUUAGAACUCUCUCCUCCCCUCCUGUCCUUUAGUGUUGUCCCCUUCCCUCCUCUCCCUUAGUGCUCUCCCCUUCCCUAAUGUCCCUUGAUGCUCUCCUGUCCCUUAUUGCUCUCCUAUCCCUUAGUGCUCUCCCACCCCUUAGUGAUCUCCCACCCCUUAGUGAUCUCUCAUCCCUUAGUGAUCUCCCCUGCCCCCUGUCCCUUAGUGCUCUUCCCUGCUCCCCUGUCCCUUAGUACUCUCCACUGACCUCCUGUCCCUUAGUGAUCUCCCCUCCCCUCCUGUCCCUUAGUGUUCUCCCCUGCCCUCCCUUUCCCAUAGUGCUCUCCCUCCCCCCUGUUCCCUAGAGUUCUCCUCCUUCCCCCAUCUUUCCCUUAGUGGUUUCUCCUCCCCCGCUCCAGUGUCCCUUAGUGGUCUCUCCUCCCCCCAGUGUCUCUCCUCCCCUUAGUGCUCUCCUCUGCCCUCCCCCUCUCAUAGUGCUCUAUGUGACCGGCUGAAUGCGCGCCCAGCUCUUGCUGCGCGUGUGCAUUCAGCUGACUGGGAGGAGAGCUCUCCGCCCAGCGCUGGAAAAAGGUACGUUUUUACCCCUUUCCAGAGCCGGGCGGGAGGGGGUCACUCAGGGUUGAGGCACCCUCAGGGCACUAAUGCCAGGAAAAUGAGUUUUCCUGGCACUAUAGUGGUCCUUUAAAUCCAUGUAACAACCCCCUUUGCAGUGAGUGUUCUGGGGUGGAAGGCUUUUGGUGACCACAAAUGGACUUCUCUCUAAAGCAUCCAGCUCAUUAUCUAACUGUAAAUUGGAUGAGCUAUUUUGACAAUCCUUUUCUUCUGUUCCAUCCAGUUGGGCCAAACUCCUGGACCAAAUAACCCCGUCUUCCUACCCAGUGAUUCAGAGUGGGACUGGACCCUUGCCAAAAUCUGGGUACGCAAUUCAGAGUAUCAGGCGCAUGAAAUUGGAACUCAUCUGCUUCGCACCCAUUUUCUUGCUGAGGUCUUUAAUAUUGCUACAGCCAGACAACUUCCAAUGGGACAUCCUAUGUAUAAGGUAGGAAAUGGCAUGGCCAAUACAAAGAACACUCCUCUGAUUUCAGUUUCUUCUGCCACCCUAUUUUGAGCACCUGCUUUGGACAUGCUGCUUGCAAUGUCUUGGCAAUUACACAAUCCAGGGAACUCAAACCGCAUCUGAGUUAGCUUUGAAUAAACUACUAUCGUAACAAAUUACGUGCAAUGUCCUCCAUAUUUUAUGGUAACAAUAUUGAAUAGGUCAGUCCACAAUUAAAUGUAAUUGACUCACUUCUGCUUGGUUAGAUUUAGAUGCUAACCAAUCAUUCUGCACCAAAAUGAACUAUACAGAGGAAAAUCUAAAGAGAAACCAUAUUUUAAAUUACCCUUAUAUCCAGUGGCCAAGUGCUGAAUAAAUGGCUUUAAGAUCAAGUGAGUUUGCUCUGGCACUUUAGGCUUUCCAGUAACACAAAAAAAGCCAGCUUUGUUAAUGCAACAACUAAAAAAACAAAAAAAACUGGAAUGGGGUGAAGAAACUAUGAUGGCCAUCUGUUUUACACAACUGUUUGUCUGGGAACACCACAAGCUACCUUCAUACUUGGUGCUGUAAAGCAAUUCUGAAACAUCUAUGCAUUAUUUGUGAAAGCAAACUUUCUUUGGCAAGUUCAGUUUUCGUACUCUCUUCCAGCUCGUUGUUCCUCAUCUUCGCUAUACUUUGGAAAUCAAUGUUUUGGCAAGAAACCAACUCAUAGGCCCUGGAGGUCUCUUCGAUAAGGUGAUUUCUCUCCUCUCCAAACUUGGCCAGUAGCUAGAUGUGUACUUGGGAUGGCGACGAUAGAAACUAAUACUGCAUAUGUCACGACUAUGUAACCAAAAUACUUGUGGAACCUAAAAUCCAGUUUUGUAGAUGAUAUUGUAAACAAUCCCUCUACCCCUGCCCAGGCUUUUGUGACUGGAAAUGGAGGUGUACCUGUUCUAGUGAAGAAAUCAAUGGAUGAAUUGACCUACAGCUGCCUCUGCCUCCCUGAUGACAUCAAAGAAAGAGGAAUGGAGUCUGUUCCUAAUUACUAUUACAGAGAAGACGGAAUGAAGGUCUGGCUGGCAGUAGAGAGGUAAAAAUAUAUAUUUGGUUCCAGCAUGUAAUCUAAAUCUUGGUUGACAUGUGACUCCCCAGCAUCCUGCCCUAUUGAGUAAAUGGGGUGACCUCACUGUUGGCCUUAUAACUGAUCAUUAAUAUGUGUAAAUGUAUUGCAUACUACAUGACUUGUCCUUAUCACAAAAGGCUCUAAAACUAAAUGUCCUUGAACCUUUUGGAUACUAACCAUGCUUUAUUUUUAUUUUUUUUACAAGACUUGUGUCUGGUAUUGUUAAUUAUUACUAUAAAGAUGAUGAUAUGGUCAGCAAAGAUCCUGAGCUUCAGGCCUGGGUGGAAGAAAUAUUCACAAAAGGCUUCUUGGGACGUAUAUCCACAGGUAAAUGUGAAGUGAUCUUAGUACAGAUGCUUCCCCCUCUGAACAAUGUAAAUUUUAUUUCUAGUUUAUCAAGCGGCCUUCUCUUGUCCAAGAGCACUUGUCUUAAAUUUCAGAUACCCUCUCCUCCCAAACACUAACUUCAACUCAGCAAAAUAAAGUCUAUUUAAAGUACAGAAUAACAGUUCUAUGAUCUAUUCCACAGGAGUCCCUUCUUCUCUGGGAACACGAGCUGAGCUCAUUAAAUACCUGA
This is a messenger RNA of Pelobates cultripes (western spadefoot toad), 7547 nucleotides long. NCBI's taxonomy places the organism in Eukaryota, Metazoa, Chordata, Amphibia, Anura, Pelobatidae. The record is from the annotation of a GenBank genome assembly.